AUGAGUGGACCUCCAAAAGACAAAAAGCCCGCAGCAGUGAUAUCUCCUGGGUUUACCUCUGCUGCCAACAGGCCCAAUCCUGAUGGUUCCAUGGGAUACUCUCACGCUUUACCGCUGGGAGAAACAGUCUCUGCUCCCCCUAAUGAGGCAUCACCUGUGCAUAGGGCCUCUGUAAGCCCUGCAGGUUCUCAAACUAAAUCUAUUAUGAAUGCAAGUGGAACUUCAGGGGCAGUCGUGAGUAACACACCAGAACCUGGACUGAAAAGAGUCGCUACAGUGACUUUUAGCGAUCCGAAAUCUUUCAAACAAUCGAGUCCAUCAGAAAGUGAUUUGGAACAGGGUCCAACUGGAAGAGUUUCAUCGGAAAAAGAACGAAAUGCACCUGCACCUGUAGCAACGGCUACAAGUGACAGACCCCAUAGACCAGCAGUAUCUAGUCCACUAAUGGAGUCUGAUAGGCCUGACGGUAGAUCUUCUCCAGCAAACAAUCAACACAGAUACCAUGCAGGUCCUGCUACAGGAAUAAAUGCAGGAACUUCAGUACAAGGGCCAUCCACUUCAGCAGUUGCUAGUGGUUCCUCAGAGCAACAACGUUUACUCACGGAGCGUUUGAAGGAGAAAAGGUUAAAUGAAUAUGAGCUACAUGCUCCAAGAGGCACAGCGUCCUCACACUCCAACCAGGAUGAGCCAACUGCUGUUACUGCUAAAAGCGAUGAACAUCCUCAUUUCUUUGUAGGAGAUCCAUUGCAUGCUCCAGUAACGAGAUCAAGAUCAAAUAGCUCAAGUCCCCGUUCCUCUGUGGGAUUUAACCAAGGAUUGGGUGCACCUAUCGAAAAAGAAAAUGUUAACAUACCGAAAUCUACAGAUACGAAUGCGACACCAGCUGGCGGCAUUCCAUUAGAAUCAGUAUUAGAAGAGCCUGGUCAAAAGAUUGCUCCAAAUAUUCCAAAGAGAGAAAAUGCUAAAAAUACCGAUCCUCGAUUACCUCAAGAUGAUGGUAAAUUGCAUAUUUUGUUUGGUGGCACUGGUUCCUUAGCAGUGUUUAAAAUCAAGGUGAUGAUCAAGAAAUUAGAAGAAAUUUACGGUAGAGACAGAGUGAGCAUUCAGGUGAUACUCACCCAAAGUGCUGAAAGAUUUUUCACAAAAAGAUUCUCCAAGAGAAACAGAGGUCUUGUCGAUGGUGUUCAAAGAGUCUCUUCUGAGGCGUCUCAAGAUGGCCGUACUCAACAGGGAACCCCACAGCACCAACCAUUACCAGCGCUACAACAGCCUUUACCGGUGCGUUCGCAAUCACAGGAAAGACAACAACCAUUUCCUGUACAGCAGCUAACACAACAACUGUUGCAACACCAACAACAACAGCAGCUACAGCAGCAGCAUCCACAGCAGCUUCAACAACAACAACAGCAGCAACAACAACAGCACUCGCAGCACUCGCAACAACUUCAUCAACAGCAUCAACAGCAACAACAACGUGUCUACAGUAAUUCUAGCAUACCACCUGGAACGCCUCCACAGGGUUCUUUGGCCGCUACACAAGCAGAAUUGCCCCCUCAUAUUCAAGUGUGGGUUGACAGAGAUGAAUGGGACGCCUGGGAACAGCGCACAGACCCCGUUUUACACAUCGAAUUGCGUAGGUGGGCAGAUAUUUUAGUGGUAGCUCCGCUAACUGCUAAUACUCUUUCCAAGAUUGCCCUUGGGCUAUGUGAUAACUUACUGACAAGUGUUAUAAGAGCCUGGAAUCCAAUGUUCCCCAUCUUUUUGGCGCCUUCCAUGGUUAGUAGUACGUAUAACUCAACGGUGACCAAGAAACAACUCAAGACCAUCAAGGAAGAAAUGCCGUGGAUCACAGUAUUCAAACCAUCAGAGAAGGUGAUGGGUAUAAAUGGUGACAUUGGUCUUGGUGGUAUGAUGGAUGGGAACGAAAUCGUGGACAAGGUGGUCAUGAAAUUAGGUGGGUACCCUAAGGACGAAGAAGAAGAAGAGGAGGAGGAAGACGAAGACGAUGAAGAUGACGAGGGCGAUACACAAGUGGAAAAGACCAAGGACGAGGACGAUGAUGAGGACGAUGAGGACGAUGAGGACGAUGAUGAUGAUGACGACGACGACGACGACGACGACGACGACGACGACGAGGAAGCCGCAGAAGCAGUCCAAAACGUACCUGGCCGUAUUGCCGUAUGA
This is a messenger RNA of Zygosaccharomyces rouxii, 2184 nucleotides long. RefSeq names its product phosphopantothenoylcysteine decarboxylase complex subunit VHS3 (gene VHS3). Gene Ontology annotation, biological process: transcription initiation at RNA polymerase II promoter; coenzyme A biosynthetic process. The transcript has a single exon. The coding region runs from base 1 to 2184 and encodes 727 amino acids. The record is from RefSeq and is a predicted model, not a curated record. Lineage: Eukaryota; Fungi; Ascomycota; Saccharomycetes; Saccharomycetales; Saccharomycetaceae. Gene Ontology annotation, cellular component: transcription factor TFIIA complex; phosphopantothenoylcysteine decarboxylase complex. Gene Ontology annotation, molecular function: phosphopantothenoylcysteine decarboxylase activity; FMN binding.